Molecule: messenger RNA, 609 nt
Organism: Lasiosphaeria miniovina
Lineage: Eukaryota; Fungi; Ascomycota; Sordariomycetes; Sordariales; Lasiosphaeriaceae
Product: including n-acetylases of ribosomal protein
Exons: 1
Coding region: 1-609 (202 amino acids)
Molecular function (GO): acyltransferase activity, transferring groups other than amino-acyl groups
Source: RefSeq, a predicted model, not a curated record
AUGACAGACCCAGCCUUCCAAAUCAACACCCCCCGCCUAACCCUGUCCUACCUCCAACCCUCCAACGACACACACUGCGACUUCCUCGUCGCGCUGUACAACUCGCCCGAGUUCAUCGCCUCGUGCGGCGGGUCGCCGACACACAUCACGAGCCGCGAUGCCGCACGCGCGCUGCUGGCCGGCCGCUUCCGCGCCGAGCACGCGCGCAACGGCUACGGGACGUUGCUCGUCAGUUUGAAGACUGUGCCCUCUGAUAAUGGGGAUGUUGAUGGAAAUGGAAUCCCAAUUGGCACCGUGGCGCUGAUGCGCGGCGAGGAGCCGGACCGCUACGGCGCGCCGGACUUGGGGUUCGCGGUCCUGCCGGGGUACAUGCGCAAGGGGUAUGCGACGGAAGCGGCGCGCGGGCUGCUAGACUUUGUGGCGGAGCGGAUGGGGGUUGUGGAGGUUUUUGGGUUCUUUGACCCGGCGAAUACCGUGUCGGGGAAGGUGUUUCGCAGGCUGGGGUUUGGGGACCGUGGGACGAGGGCGUUGAGGGUUUUCGGUGGUGCGAUUAGCUGCGUGUGGACUGCGCCGGGCAUGGCGGAGGAUCUGGGUGUUUACGGGCUGUGA